UGCUGUCAAAGAGGCAGGGACUCCAGCCUGUACCAUUAUGCUCCUAUAUAGCCUAUUAGCCAUCACCGGAGCGGAGAUGGGCUUCAAUUAGGAGGGAAUACAGUCGAUAUUAAAACGUCGGUUUACACGCCUCAGAAUUGCUUACAGACUCUUUUCGCACGUGCUUGCAGCCUGCCAGCGUGGCCUAAGUAUGGCAGAGCAGGACUCCACCGGGAAGAAGCUUCCUGCAGUGACUGCGCUGCACUCUCACUUCAUCGUGGGUUCUGUGUCUGAGGAAAACUCUGAGGAUGAAACCGCAGGGAAGCUGGACCUGCAGAUGGAGGAGAAUCCGCGCUCCCUUUCCCCCUCUUCGGUCAGUUCAGACAGCACUUAUGAGAUGGGCUUCGACAGCCUGGACGGACCCUUGCACAAUAUGAGGCCUAGCAUGUCAGGACUUCACCUUGUGAAGCAGGGCAGGAACCGCAGACGCAUCGACUUGCAGAGGGACUUUACUGUCGCUUCCCCCGCUGAAUUCGUCACCCGAUUUGGUGGCAACAAAGUCAUUGAGAAGGUUCUCAUUGCUAACAAUGGCAUCGCUGCAGUUAAGUGCAUGCGCUCCAUCCGUCGCUGGGCUUAUGAAAUGUUUCGGAAUGAACGGGCCAUACGUUUUGUAGUCAUGGUUACCCCGGAGGACCUCAAAGCCAAUGCAGAGUAUAUCAAGAUGGCAGAUCACUAUGUACCUGUCCCAGGAGGGACAAACAACAACAACUAUGCUAAUGUAGAACUCAUUUUGGACAUAGCUAAGCGAAUUCCCGUUCAGGCUGUAUGGGCCGGUUGGGGUCAUGCCUCUGAGAAUCCCAAACUCCCUGAAUUGCUGCACAAGAACGGCAUAGCCUUCAUGGGUCCACCUAGUCAGGCUAUGUGGGCUCUUGGGGAUAAGAUCGCCUCUUCUAUUGUGGCCCAGACAGCUGGCAUCCCCACACUACCCUGGAGUGGAACAGGGCUGACUGUAGAGUGGACAGAGAAUGACCAGAAGAAAGGAAUUGUUAAUGUCCCUACUGAGCUGUACGAGCAGGGCUGUGUACAUGAUGUGGAGGCUGGACUGAAGGCGGCUGAACAAAUAGGUUACCCUGUGAUGGUGAAGGCGUCUGAAGGCGGAGGAGGAAAAGGUAUCCGGAAAGUCAACGGUGCAGAAGACUUGCCCAACCUCUUUAGACAGGUUCAAGCUGAGGUUCCAGGUUCCCCGAUCUUUGUCAUGCAAUUGGCCAAACAUGCUCGCCACCUGGAGGUGCAGAUUUUGGCUGAUCAGUACGGUAACGCCAUUUCCCUGUUCGGCCGCGACUGCUCCGUCCAGCGCAGACACCAGAAAAUCAUUGAAGAGGCUCCGGCUACUAUUGCCACCUCUGAUGUGUUUGAGGAUAUGGAGAAGUGCGCAGUGAGGUUGGCAAAGAUGGUGGGCUAUGUGAGUGCAGGUACAGUGGAAUAUCUCUACAGUCAAGACAGCAGCUUUUACUUCCUAGAGCUCAACCCUCGUCUUCAAGUGGAACAUCCUUGUACGGAGAUGGUGGCUGAUGUUAACCUGCCUGUGGCCCAACUGCAGAUCGCUAUGGGCAUCCCACUUCACCGCAUUAAAGACAUCAGGGUGAUGUACGGGAUGCAGCCAUGGGGAGAUUCCCCCAUUGACUUUGAUGGACUCUCCACCACCCCCUCUCCGCGAGGACAUGUAAUUGCAGCUCGAAUUACUAGCGAGAACCCAGAUGAGGGCUUUAAGCCCAGCUCAGGAACUGUCCAGGAGUUAAAUUUCCGCAGUAACAAGAAUGUGUGGGGCUACUUCAGCGUGGCGGCUGCUGGAGGGCUGCAUGAGUUUGCAGACUCUCAGUUUGGCCAUUGCUUCUCCUGGGGAGAGAACCGUGAGGAGGCCAUCUCAAACAUGGUGGUGGCCCUCAAGGAGCUGUCCAUCAGAGGAGACUUCAGGACUACAGUGGAGUAUCUUAUAAAGCUGCUAGAAACAGAAAGUUUCCAGCACAAUAGCAUCGACACAGGUUGGCUGGACAGACUCAUCUCAGAGAAGAUGCAGGCCGAGCGUCCUGACACUAUGCUGGGUGUAGUGAGUGGAGCUCUGCAUGUGGCUGAUGUCAACCUCAGAAACAGUGUGUCCAAUUUCCUGCAUUCACUGGAGAGAGGGCAGGUUUUACCUGCACACACGCUGUUAAACACAGUAGAUGUUGAGCUAAUCUAUGAGGGGACCAAAUAUGUUCUCAAGGUGACCAGACAGUGUCCUAACUCUUACGUGGUCAUCAUGAAUAACUCUGCGGAGGUGGAUGUUCAUCGGUUGAGCGACGGGGGUCUGCUGCUCUCGUAUGAUGGCAGCAGCUACACUACCUACAUGAAGGAGGAAGUGGACAGGUAUCGCAUCAUUAUUGGUAACAAGACAUGCGUGUUUGAAAAAGAGAAUGAUCCUUCACUCCUGCGCUCACCAUCUGCUGGGAAACUCAUCCAGUAUACUGUGGAGGAUGGUGGACACCUGUUUGCUGGACAGUGUUAUGCAGAAAUCGAGGUGAUGAAGAUGGUGAUGACCCUGACGGCCUCUGAGUCUGGUUGUAUUCACUAUGUGAAGAGAGCAGGUGCAGUGCUGGAGCCGGGCUGUAUCAUCGCCAAACUGCAGCUGGACGAUCCCAGCAGAGUACAGCAGGCGGAGCUGUUUACAGGAACAUUACCCAGUGUUCAGUCCGUGGCUCUCAGGGGAGAGAAGCUUCACAGAGUCUUCCACAGCACUCUGGAUCACCUAGUGCACAUAAUGAAUGGCUACUGUCUGCCAGAGCCCUUCUUUAGUGCCAAGCUGAAAGAAUGGGUGGAGCGUCUGAUGAAGACUCUGAGGGACCCCUCUCUGCCCCUGCUGGAGCUUCAGGAUAUCAUGACGAGCGUUUCAGGCCGUAUCCCUCCUGCCGUAGAGAAGUCUAUCAAGAAAGAAAUGGCUCAGUACGCCAGCAACAUCACCUCUGUCCUCUGCCAGUUUCCCAGUCAGCAGGUUGCCAAUAUACUGGACAGUCAUGCUGCCACACUGAACAGGAAGUCAGAAAGAGAAGUCUUCUUCAUGAACACGCAGAGCAUUGUACAGCUGGUUCAGAAGUACCGCAGUGGCAUCAGAGGGCAUAUGAAGGCAGUGGUGAUGGACCUCCUCAGGCAGUAUUUAAGAGUGGAAGUUCAGUUUCAACAUGGUCACUAUGACAAGUGUGUAUUUGCACUACGAGAGGAAAACAAAGGGGACAUGGCUAAUGUGCUCAACUACAUAUUCUCUCAUGCACAAGUCACAAAGAAGAACUCUCUGGUCACCAUGUUGAUUGAUCAGCUGUGUGGACGAGACCCUACUCUGACAGACGAGCUCAUGGCAAUACUCACAGAACUCACACAGCUCAGCAAGACCACUAAUGCCAAGGUGGCGCUGCGGGCACGGCAGGUUCUCAUUGCCUCGCACCUUCCGUCAUACGAGCUGCGACACAAUCAGGUGGAAUCCAUCUUCCUGUCUGCCAUCGACAUGUACGGGCAUCAGUUCUGCAUUGAAAACCUGCAGAAACUGAUCCUGUCAGAGACAUCCAUCUUUGAUGUGCUGCCAAAUUUCUUUUACCACAGUAAUCAGGUGGUACGGAUGGCUGCUUUAGAGGUGUAUGUUCGUAGAGCUUAUAUCGCUUAUGAACUCAACAGCGUCCAGCACCGUCAGCUGAAGGACAACACGUGCAUCGUGGAGUUCCAGUUCAUGCUGCCCACAUCCCACCCCAACAGAGGGAACAUCCCCACUCUAAACAGGAAACUGUCUGCCCCACUUCAGGACUACAAACUUCCAGAUAUCACAGCUAAUGCUAGUGCUGCCACAGGGGCAGCUAGUGAGUCUGCUGAGAAUGAGGACAGAAUGUCCUUCUCCUCUAACUUGAAUCACUACGGCAUGGUCCAUGUGGCCAGCGUUAGUGAUGUGCUCCUGGACACCUCCUUCACCCCGCCCUGUCAGCGUAUGGGCGCCAUGGUUUCCUUCCGCUCCUUCCAGGAGUUCACCAGGAACAUUAAAGAUGUGUUGAGCUGUUUCUCAGACUCACCCCCCUCUACUCCAACCUUUCCUGAGGGGGGCAACCCUGUGCUGUAUGGAGAGGAGGACAACAAGAGCAUUCAAGAUGAGCCAAUUCAUAUCCUUAAUGUGGCCAUAAAGACAGACAGUGACGUUGAUGAUGAUGGGCUAGCAGCCAUGUUCCACGAGUUUACUCACUCUAAGAAAUCUCUGCUAUUUGAGCACGGCAUCCGAAGACUUACCUUUUUGGUUGCUCAGAAGGAUUUCAGGAAGCAAGUCAACUGUGAGGUGGACCAGAGGUUCCAUAGAGAAUUCCCCAAAUUUUUCACUUUCCGAGCUCGAGGCAAGUUUGAGGAGGACCGUAUCUACAGGCACUUGGAACCUGCCUUGGCUUUCCAGCUGGAGCUCAACCGCAUGCGUAACUUUGCACUGACGGCCAUCCCCUGUGCCAACCAUAAGAUGCACCUGUACUUGGGAGCUGCCCGCGUGGAAGUGGGCACUGAGGUCACAGAUUACCGCUUCUUUGUGCGGGCCAUCAUCCGCCACUCGGACUUGGUCACCAAGGAAGCGUCGUUUGAGUACCUGCACAAUGAGGCAGAACGCUUGCUGCUGGAGGCCAUGGAUGAGCUGGAAGUGGCCUUCAACCACACCACAGUGCGCACCGACUGCAAUCACAUCUUCCUCAAUUUUGUCCCAACCGUCAUCAUGGACCCUUCUAAGAUUGAGGAAUCUGUGCGCUCCAUGGUCAUGCGCUACGGGAGUCGUCUCUGGAAGCUCCGUGUGCUCCAAGCCGAGCUGAAGAUUAACAUCCGACUGACACCCACUGGCAAACAGAUCCCCAUCCGCCUCUUCCUGACCAAUGAGAGUGGCUACUACCUGGACAUCAGCCUGUACAAGGAGGUUACAGACUCCCGUACAGGACAGGUGGGGAACAAAGACAGACAGAUCAUGUUCCAGGCAUAUGGAGAUAAGCAGGGUCCUCUUCAUGGCAUGCUCAUCAACACACCCUAUGUCACUAAAGACCUCCUGCAGUCCAAACGCUUCCAGGCCCAGAGCCUCGGUACCACCUAUGUCUACGACUUCCCAGAGAUGUUCCGUCAGGCUCUGAAGAAGCUAUGGCAGUCCAUGGACGCACACGCCAACUUACCCAAGUGUCCUCUUCCAUCGGAAUUGCUGACCUUCACAGAGCUGGUUCUGGAUUCUCAGGGUCAGCUGGUGCAGAUGAACCGCCUACCUGGAGGAAAUGAGAUUGGCAUGGUAGCAUGGCGGAUGACUCUCCGAACCCCUGAGUACCCGGCUGGCCGUGAGAUUAUUGUGAUCAGCAAUGACAUCACACAUAAGAUUGGCUCCUUUGGGCCGCAGGAGGAUGUGCUGUUCCAGCAGGCUUCAGAGAUGGCGCGGGAAAGCGGCAUCCCACGAAUCUAUAUCGCUGCCAACAGCGGAGCCCGGAUUGGCCUGGCAGAGGAGAUCAGACACAUGUUCCAUGUGGCCUGGCAGGAUCCAGCAGACCCCUACAAGGGCUUUAAGUACCUGUACCUCACACCUCAGGACUAUAAGAAGGUGUCUGCUCUGAACUCAGUCCACUGUGAACAUGUGGAAGACGAGGGUGAAUCCAGGUAUAAGAUCACUGAUAUCAUUGGUAAAGAGGAGGGGUUGGGUGUGGAGAACUUGAGAGGUUCUGGCAUGAUCGCGGGUGAAUCUUCACUGGCGUAUGAGGAUAUCAUCACCAUGAACCUGGUAACAUGCAGAGCCAUUGGAAUCGGAGCAUAUCUAGUGAGACUGGGCCAAAGGACCAUACAGGUGGAGAACUCUCACAUCAUCCUGACUGGAGCUGGAGCUCUCAAUAAGGUUCUGGGUCGCGAGGUGUACACCUCCAAUAACCAGCUGGGUGGAGUACAGAUCAUGCACAAUAAUGGAGUCACACACACCACUGUGUGCGAUGAUUUUGAGGGAGUGUUUACGUUACUGCUCUGGCUGUCUUACAUGCCGAAGAAUAAGUCAAGUCCUGUGCCAAUACUCAGUGCUAAAGAUCCCAUCGAUCGGCCAGUGGAGUUUGUUCCUACAAAGGCACCUUAUGAUCCACGCUGGAUAUUAGCGGGACGUCCCAGUCAGAACACUAAGGGUGCGUGGGUGAGCGGGUUCUUUGACCACGGCUCUUUUCUGGAGAUCAUGCAGCCGUGGGCACAGAGUGUAAUCGUAGGACGGGCCAGGUUGGGUGGGAUCCCGACUGGAGUAGUUGCAGUAGAAACCCGAUCAGUGGAGCUGUCUAUCCCAGCAGACCCAGCGAAUUUGGACUCAGAAGCCAAGAUCAUCCAACAAGCAGGGCAAGUGUGGUUCCCUGACUCUGCUUUUAAGACAGCACAGGCCAUUAAAGACUUCAACAGGGAGGGGCUUCCACUCAUGGUGUUUGCCAACUGGAGAGGCUUCUCUGGAGGGAUGAAAGACAUGUAUGACCAGGUGCUGAAGUUUGGAGCGUAUAUAGUGGACGGGCUGAGAGAAUACAGACAGCCAGUGCUGGUGUACAUCCCUCCACAAGCAGAGCUCAGGGGAGGAUCAUGGGUCGUCAUAGACCCCACCAUCAACCCUCGCCACAUGGAGAUGUAUGCAGAUAAGGACAGCCGUGGUGGCGUGCUGGAGCCUGAAGGCACGGUGGAGAUCAAGUUCCGUAAAAAAGACCUGGUGAAGACCAUGAGACGGGUAGACCCUGUAUACAUGGGGCUUGCAGAAAGACUGGGCACCCCAGAAUUGAGUGUGUCUGAGCGUGAAGAGCUGGAGAGUAAACUGAAAGAGAGAGAAGAGUUCCUGCUGCCAAUAUAUCAUCAAGUAGCCGUGCAGUUUGCCGACCUUCAUGACACACCGGGCCGCAUGCAGGAGAAAGGAGUCAUCACUGAUGUCCUGGAGUGGCAGACAUCUCGACUGUUCUUCUAUUGGCGCUUGCGGCGGUUACUGCUGGAGGACACGGUUCAGAGGAAGAUCCAGUGUGCUAACAGUGAGCUGACAGACGGGCAGGUUCAGGCCAUGCUCCGCCGCUGGUUCGUGGAAGCAGAGGGAGCUGUGAAAGCUUAUCUGUGGGACAGCAAUGAGGAUGUUGUGGAGUGGUUGGAGAGGCAGCUGGCAGAAGAAGAGGGUGCCAGAUCUAUCAUCGAUGAGAAUAUCAAAUAUAUCCGCAGGGAUCACAUCCUCAAACAGAUCCGCAGCCUGGUUCAAGCUAACCCUGAAGUGGCCAUGGACUCUAUUGUUCACAUGACCCAGCACAUUUCCCCCACGCAGCGUGCUGAGGUGGUCCGAAUCCUGUCCACCAUGGAUGCCCCUGCGUCAUCAUAGAGCCCUGUUUACACACAAUCAUCUCAGAGGCAUGAUGUUACUGGAAACUGGAACUAGAGGAGCCAACAUGGCGGUGCCGUGAUGUUAUGUGACAGCAUUGUUGGCUAUGAUUCUGAAAGUAUGCUAUAACAGAGAUACUCAGUGUCAGUACCUAUGAAUGCACAUCAAUGCGCACCUUUAGAAACACUAAAGUAAAACGUUCUAGUGUUGUGUUUAUAGUUUUGCAAUCUAGUCAUGUGCACUUUGAGACUUAGAUUGAACAGAGACCAAUUGUAGAAACUAGCUUCCCAUAGCUGCUGUUAGAGGAUGUUACACUUUUUUAGAAUUUUUUUUUUUUUGUUUGUUUAAAAGGCAGUAGAUUAAUGUAUAAGAGAGAACUUUGCAACUUAAAAAUCAACUUUACACUUUCUCCUACAACAGUCAGGUGAUAACACGAGUCCACACUGAGAGUAAGCGAUGUCACAUCUAGAUCACUCCUGCUUCGGGAGUGAUGUGGCUGUAUUUCGUUGCAUCACUCGCUGUGUAGACGUGGUAUUAUUCUUCACAUGCAUGACGGUCGACUGAGCCGUAUGACCGCAUCAGAUUGUGACUAUGCUUGUUUCAUUCCCUUGUGGCUUAACCAAAAAAUAUAUAUAUAUUUUUUUUAAAUGUGUAUCCACUGGUAUUGUACUUAUGACGUUUAAUUUUUUGAGCAUAGAUGAUAAAAUGCUGAGAAGACAUCAAUAACUUAUUAAACAUGUCUAAGUGAUCUAAGUGCUGCACACUGUAGUUCAGCAUGGUACACUGUAAUGUAAAUGUGUAACUGUAGAACAUGAUUAUUAUUACAACAUACAUAUUCUGGAAUGACAAGAGUGUAGUGCAGAAAUAUACUAAAUGAAAGCAUUGGAGGUGGCAGAGGAUACUUAAGCAAAGUGAAUGGAGUAUUAUGCACAAUCUACACUGGCAGUCGUGAUUCUUUUUUAGAUCCACAAUGUCUCAUUGGCAUCAUGAUGGUUGUCUCCACUACUGGAAAACAAGCUGCCACUCUAAUGCUAGCACUAAUAUUUGAUUCUAUGAAAGGUGAAAAUUGUGACAUGCUGUCACCCAAACAGUUGGUGGACUGUCUCAUGUGUCUAUAAGUGUUGCUAAACAUGUUACUGAAGAGAUCAGAAGCUGUCUCCAUUGUCAAAAUGGAGGAUUUCCUGUUUACUGUGGCAAGCUGUGAUUGCCUCUAAAAAAUAACUGAAUAAACUAAAAUUCUGACGUUAAAUUA
Messenger RNA from Sinocyclocheilus anshuiensis, 8612 nucleotides. RefSeq names its product acetyl-CoA carboxylase-like. The coding region runs from base 191 to 7360 and encodes 2389 amino acids. Gene Ontology annotation, molecular function: acetyl-CoA carboxylase activity; metal ion binding; ATP binding. Gene Ontology annotation, cellular component: mitochondrion. Lineage: Eukaryota; Metazoa; Chordata; Actinopteri; Cypriniformes; Cyprinidae. The transcript is spliced from 54 exons. The record is from RefSeq and is a predicted model, not a curated record. Gene Ontology annotation, biological process: fatty acid biosynthetic process.